Drosophila takahashii is the source of this 2649-nucleotide messenger RNA. RefSeq names its product septin interacting protein 1 (gene sip1). The record is from RefSeq and is a predicted model, not a curated record. Gene Ontology annotation, biological process: spliceosomal complex disassembly. Gene Ontology annotation, molecular function: nucleic acid binding. Gene Ontology annotation, cellular component: U2-type post-mRNA release spliceosomal complex. NCBI's taxonomy places the organism in Eukaryota, Metazoa, Arthropoda, Insecta, Diptera, Drosophilidae.
UGUGUGUUUUGUUUACAGAAAUUUCGAAAACCCUUUCGUGCAGAUUUACGUGCUAUUAGAAUGUCGGACAACGAGUACGAGCGGUUCGAGAUAACGGACUACGACCUGGACAAUGAGUUCAACAUGAACCGGCCCCGUGGGCGGCAGAGCAGGCACCAGCAGAUCUACGGCAUUUGGGCGGACGAUAGCGAGGAGGAGAGCGGUGGCGAGGGCGGGGGCACGCGGAGGGGGCGGUCCGCCCGGAAGCCCAAGGAUUACACCAUGCCGGUCAGCUUUGUGGCCGGCGGAAUUCAGCAGGCGGGCAAAAAGAAGAAAAAGGAGAAGGUUGAAGGAGGAUCUGAUCAGGAUCAGGAACAGAGCGACGAUUCCGCUGUCAGCGGACGUCCCGCCUUCGGUCAGAGCGAUCCGGAGAGCUCCAACAGCUCCGCGGAGGAGGAAAGACCCUCUUUGAGUCGAAAACCCGCAAGUGCACCCUUCCAACAUCGCUCCCACAUCGCCAGCGAGCGGAAUGUGGGCGCCUGGGAGCAGCAUACGCGUGGCAUCGGCGCCAAACUGCUCCUCCAGAUGGGCUACGAACCGGGAAAAGGCCUAGGCAAGGAUCUGCAGGGCAUUUCGCAGCCAGUACAGGCCCAUGUGCGCAAGGGCAGAGGAGCCAUCGGUGCCUAUGGACCCGAAACUGCCGCCAGCAUUGGCGGGAAACCCACCAAGAGCAUCAAAGUGGACGAAGAUGUGCGCGAGGCGAAGGAGUUCAAGGAUCAGCUGAACAAGUGGCGCAAGGGAGGAGUUGAUCCCGCCGAGGGAAAACAGGGCAAGCGGUAUUACUACAAGUCCGUCGAGGAGGUGAUCGCCAAGGGGCACUCUUCGAGUCACCUGCUAUCGGAAAAGCUGAGCAAGAAACUAGGCAAUGUGCCCGUGAUUGACAUGACGGGGCCGGAAAAGCGAGUCCUCAGUGGCUAUCACGCCUUGGGACAGGCUAAAAUUACCCCGGAGGAGACGCUCUACGAUACGGAAGCCACUGAAAAGGGAGCCGCACCAGUCUGCGUCUUUGCCAUGCCCGAACUGACGCACAAUCUGCAGCUCUUAGUCAGCCAAUGCGAGCAGCAGAUAAUUUCUAUUGACAACCAAGAGCGCGAGUGCUCCAACCAACAGGCCGCGCUGGAAAGCGAGCACCGAAAGCUGGAGGAGAUUGUCCAACUGGAGAGGAAUCACAUUCGUACGCUAGAGGAAUCCCUGGAUCGAGUGGAGCGGCUGAGCGAGAAUCCCGACUUGAGUUUGCCUCAGGCAGAGCGUCUCUUUCGGGAGCUCCUGGAAGACUACUCGGCCGAGUUUCAGGAGUUUGGCCUGGCGGAUCUGGCGGCGGGCGUGAUAGCACCGCUACUCAAAAGGGAACUGGUGCAUUGGCAACCGCUGGAGCAGCCCACGGAGCCACUGCAGCUGGUUAAGAAGUGGCGGGCGAUGCUGCAGCAGGGAGAACCGGCGGAGCAGCAGCCGCGCAAUGUCUUUGAUCCCUACUCCUCACUCAUUUGGGCGGGGGUGAUGCCCUCUUUUCGGGCGAGUGUUGCCGCCUGGCAAUCCAAGGAGCAUCCACCGAUGGCCGCUCUGCUCGACGCCUGGGCUCCCUUGCUGCCCAGUUGGGUUUUGGAUUCUGUCCUGGAGCAACUAGUGCUCCCUAGACUGAUAGCUGGCGUUCAGGAGUGGGAUCCUCUCACCGACACCGUGCCCAUCGACAGUUGGGUGCUGCCAUGGCACGGCAUACUGGGCACUAAGCUGGAGGAGGCCGUCUACCCGCAGAUCCGCAGCAAACUGGGCGUGGCUCUGCGCGCCUGGUCGCCGCAGGAUCGCUCGGCCAGGGCCAUGCUGACGCCCUGGCAACAGGCCUUUCCCGCGGAGGAGAUGCAGGAGUUCCUGCAGCGGCACAUUGUUCCGAAGCUACAGGCCACACUGGCUGAGUUUGUAAUUAAUCCACUGCACCAGGAUCUGGAGCUGUGGCAGCAGGUUUGGGAGUGGAACGAGCUCAUCGACCCGAUGUAUAUGGCUCAGCUGCUGGACAGGCACUUCUUCCCGCGCUGGAUGCAGGUGCUCGUCGUCUGGCUGAAUCAGAGUCCAGAUUACGCGGAAAUAUCGCGUUGGUACACUGGCUGGAAGGGGAUGUUUAGCGAGGCACUUCUCCGCGAGCCGAGCGUCAAGGAGCAUCUGCGUCGGGCGCUGGAAAUGAUGCAUAGGGCCAGUGACGCCCUGCUGCAGCCCACAGUUGCGGCCACGCCCCCGCCGCCAGUUCCACCGGCUCCUGUGAUCAUGAUGGACCUGAUUCAUCCGCCCGCCCAGUUGGAGUUCAAGGAGCUCGUGUCGCAGCAAUGCGCCGAUUUGGGCAUAAUCUUUGCUCCUCUUCCUGGGAGAAGGGAGUUGGGCAAACAGAUUUAUCGCGUGGGCAAGCUCUUUUGCUACAUCGAUCGACACGUCUGCAUGGUCAGCGAUGGAGGCUUCAGCAACUGGCAGCCGAUGGCACUGAAUCACCUCAUAGAACGCUCACAAACUGGAAUACUCUAAAUAGAUUAUUACGAAAAUGUAGGCUGCUGAUCUAAUAGAAAAUGGUUACGACUUUUCUAAAAAUGUAAUCACUGGAAAAUAUAAGCUGAUUUUAUUCCCGAA